AUGUCUCAGAUGUCCCAAGAAGAAUUAGAAGCUUUUGUAAAUCAGUUUGCUGAUGAAAUUACUGAUGAACAGGCGGAAAACUCGGACAUUGGAGGUGAUUCUGAUGCUGAAGAUGACCAGCCGAUUUCGACCAUAUCCUCCACACGAAUUUCUUCUACACGACAAGCCACGACGGCGGAGUCAGGCAGUACGACGACUCGACAAAAUACAUUAUUUUAUGAAGAUUCGGAAAGUGAUCGUGGAUCACAUUUUGGAUCUGAUGGCAGUAUACAGGACAAAGAUUAUGAAAAAAUGUUAGAUUCUCUUCAGAAGAAUUGCAAAAGAUGCAAUAUUUUGGCCAAAUCAUGCCCCAAGUGUAUAUCGUGCGGUACAAUCAGUCACACAGCUUGUGCUAAAUUGCUUAAAAACAUUGACUGGAUUGAUGAGAAAGCAAUAGAGUGUUGUGAAGACGACUUGGAAUCCUCAUUCGAAAGUGCCAUAAACGAAGAAGGAAGCUCCAAUAUAACUACUGUUAAGUACUUUAAAGACAUACUUAAGCAAAAAGAUAUUAUCAUUGACAAUUUAGAAGACAAAAUAAGUAUUCUAAAACAACAAAUUGCAUUAUUAACCAAAUUAAAUAAUAUAGACACCGCGUCAUCUAGCGAGAAAACAUUUAAUCUUGUCAAACAGAAUACAGAGACCUUAACUAGAUCAACUCCGUCGGUAAAAGUUGACAGUCAUACAGUACCGCCAACAGCCACAGAAAUAGAAACAAAACUCAAAAAACCUAAACAAUCAAAGAAAUCAUCAAUUUUACAAAACAAAGAUCAAGUAAAUAUUGUACAAAUCCAAGAAGCGAAAAAAAAGCAACAGUGA
Brassicogethes aeneus is the source of this 855-nucleotide messenger RNA. The record is from the annotation of a GenBank genome assembly. NCBI's taxonomy places the organism in Eukaryota, Metazoa, Arthropoda, Insecta, Coleoptera, Nitidulidae.